Molecule: messenger RNA, 318 nt
Organism: Vicia faba (fava bean)
Lineage: Eukaryota; Viridiplantae; Streptophyta; Magnoliopsida; Fabales; Fabaceae
Source: the annotation of a GenBank genome assembly
AUGGAGCAACCUCUUCUAUCGGAGCUAAGAAGUGAAUUGGGUGAGAAUCAGAAUGAAAAAUGGAGCUCGUAUCAGUAUGUGGGUCGAUCAGGCUCUGCGAUUCCCACUGCUUCGUUGGCUGGAACUGAUGUGAGUGUUGAUGAAAUUCGAUCUGCUGCUGCUGUUUCUUCUGCUGCAGGUUAUUAUCCUCCUUCUGUUCACGGGGCUUUGGUUGGAUCACCUGAGCCUGAUCCUGCAGUGCAAGCUCUUGUUUAUCAAGGCGGAUAUGGAGGAGAUUAUGAGGAACUAGGCCUGAAUCCCGGAGGUAUAGUUACUUAA